This is a messenger RNA of Olea europaea var. sylvestris, 1788 nucleotides long. RefSeq names its product berberine bridge enzyme-like 21. NCBI's taxonomy places the organism in Eukaryota, Viridiplantae, Streptophyta, Magnoliopsida, Lamiales, Oleaceae. The transcript has a single exon. The record is from RefSeq and is a predicted model, not a curated record. Bases 1 to 1593 code for a protein of 530 amino acids. Gene Ontology annotation, molecular function: oxidoreductase activity; FAD binding.
AUGGUGCUUCUACUUCUACUUUCUCUUUCUUCCAUCAACUCAUUUUCUUCUGCACAAUCAGAUUCAGAUUCUCUUUACGACAACUUUUCUCGAUGUUUUGCACAAAACAAUGUCCCAAAUGACCAAAUAUCAAAAAUUGUAUACAAUCGCACUAGCCCCUCCUUCACAACUGUUCUUGAAUCGUACAUUAGAAACCGCCGGUUCAACGUUUCGACAACCCCAAAACCGAGCAUAAUCGUGACCCCUUUCGAGGAAUCCCAUGUUAGUGCAACUGUUUUGUGUGCCAAGAAACUCGGAAUUCAACUUAAAAUCCGCAGUGGUGGCCAUGAUUAUGAGGGCAUUUCGUAUGUUUCUAAUGUCGAGUUUAUCAUUCUCGACGUGUUUAAUUUCCGGUCGAUCGAAGUCGACAUGGAGACCGAGACUGCAUGGGUAGGAUCCGGUGCCAUGCUUGGCGAACUCUAUUAUAGAAUCUGGGAAAAAAGCAAAGUCCAUGGAUUCCCCGGCGGGGUUUGCCCGACGGUGGGCGUAGGCGGCCACAUAAGUGGCGGAGGUUAUGGCAACAUGCUGCGCAAACACGGCCUAACAGUCGACCAUUUGAUAGAUGCAAAGAUCGUGGAUGCCACCGGCAGAGUUUUGGACAGGAAAUCAAUGGGGGAGGAUCUUUUCUGGGCUAUUAGAGGUGGUGGUGGUGCUAGUUUUGGUGUCAUUUUGGCCUACAAAAUCAAGCUAGUCCCUGUACCAGAAGUUGUUACAGUGUUUCGAAUUGAGAAGAUCAAUGCAAUCGAAGCGGUUUAUCAAUAUCAAUAUAUUGCAGACAAAAUCGACAAUAAUUUGUUCAUAAGGACUAUGUUACAACCUAUUACGAGGAACAAGAACAUGUCUGUUCGAGCGACGUUUACUGGAAUGUUCCUCGGUGAUGCCAGUCGACUAAUGUCGAUAACAAAUUCUGAGCUCCCCGAAUUGGGAUUAAAGGAGGGAGAUUUUAAGGAAAUGUCUUGGAUUUAUUCACUUCUCUUUUGGGCUAGUUUCGGCAACACUACAAAGCCACAAGUUCUGCUGAAUCGAACUCCCAACUCUGUCAACUUCUUGAAGAGGAAAUCUGAUUACCUAAAGACACCGAUUUCCAAGAACGGCCUGGAAUCUUUGUUCGAGAAAAUCAUCGAAGUAGGAAAGGUAGGGCUAGUGUUCAAUCCCUACGGUGGAAGAAUGAGUGAAAUUCCGGAUUCUGAAACUCCAUUCCCUCACCGGGCCGGGAACAUAUUCAAGAUUCAGUAUUCCGUUAACUGGGACGACGAAGGAGAAGGAGCAGAAAAGACUUACAUUGAACAGACGAGAGAAAUGUACAGAUACAUGGCUCCUUUUGUAUCGAAUGAUCCAAGAGAAGCAUACCUCAAUUACAGGGAUUUGGACAUUGGCACGACGGAUAAUGGUAGACAUAGUUAUAACCAAGGCUUGGUUUAUGGGAUGAAGUAUUUCAAGGAUAAUUUUGACAGAUUGGUAAAAAUUAAGACAGCCAUCGAUCCCGACAAUUUCUUUAGGAAUGAACAAAGUAUUCCCGUGUUGCCCUUUCGUGGAAGGAAAGUCGGAAAAUAGAGGGAGGCAAGCACCACGGCUGCGCGUCUUAUACGUUAAUUGCACACAUCAGCAUCUCGAUUAUUCGUAGUUUCUACCUCGUUAUGCAUUAGUAACGUAGAUUUAAGGAUUCUUGCUAGUUGUAGUACCUUAUUAUCUAUUUCUAAAUAUGUGCAUUUAAUUUAGGUCUUGUUUGACGGCCUUUAAAAUUUUAAA